Molecule: messenger RNA, 201 nt
Organism: Kwoniella botswanensis
Lineage: Eukaryota; Fungi; Basidiomycota; Tremellomycetes; Tremellales; Cryptococcaceae
Product: 40S ribosomal protein S28
Exons: 3
Coding region: 1-201 (66 amino acids)
Biological process (GO): translation; ribosomal small subunit assembly; maturation of SSU-rRNA
Cellular component (GO): ribosome; cytosolic small ribosomal subunit
Molecular function (GO): structural constituent of ribosome
Source: RefSeq, a predicted model, not a curated record
AUGGAAUCUACCAACAAGCAACCAGUCAAGCUUGCCCGUGUCCUCAAGGUCCUCGGCCGAACCGGUUCUCGAGGAGGUGUCACCCAAGUCCGAGUCGAAUUCAUGGACGAGUCCAACCGAUCCAUCAUCCGAAACGUAAAGGGUCCCGUCAGAGUUAACGAUAUCUUGGCUCUUUUGGAAUCUGAACGAGAAGCUAGGUGA